AUGUUCAAGCGCAUGUCUGCGUCGGCCGUUUUUGCGACUACCUCGACCGCGACCGCAGGGAGCGUAGGGAGCGUAGGGAGCGCAGCGAGCGCAGCGAGCGUCGGACUGGGAGGGAACGCAGGCAACGCAGGCACCGCAGGCAACGCCGGACUCGGAGCGACAACUACAGUAACGGCGACAACAACGGCGACGGCCAGCGUCGGAGGAUCUGGAGGAGGUGGGAGCCUAGGAGGCCCAGUGCCAGGACCCAGCGGGUCGGCCGACUCGCCUAUCAGUGUUGCGAGCGGAAGUGCUUGGGAGGAGGACAGUGUUGGUGAGUUCAACAUGACACAUGGCCAGACGGUCCAGAGGUCCAAAGAUGUCUCGGGGCUCGCUGCUAUCUCGCCGAGCGCGCCGAGCUUACGCUGCUCGCCCCGCCCGCUCUGCUCAUCGAGCUCACCGAGCUCGCACAGCUCACACAGCUCACAGCUCGCGCUACUCGCGCUACUCGCGCAGCUCACACAGCUCGCGCUGCUCGCUGCGCUCGCAUCGCUCACCACUAACACCCAGUCGAAAUCUCGCCCCAUCGACCCCGCGCCGUCCCCGCCCCAGGCUCACCGUCGCCCUCCCCCGCCCACCUCCAGUUCAAAGCCGCUCCAUCCCUUCUUCACCCGCCCGCGCGUCCCUGUUCCCCGCCAACCAAGGCUCGUCGCGACGUACGCGUCCACGUCCUCGUCCCUGUACGACAGCCAGUCGCAGUCUACGUCUCAGUCCCAGUCCCAGUCGCAGGGGACGGAGUUCUCUCAAAGCAGUGGGAGCGGCAGUUUCUUCUCGAGCAACACCGAGUUCUUCUCUGCUGCUUCGGAACUGAGCUUCGCGUCCCAAAGUCAACAGAGUCAGGAGAGCGGAAGGAGCAGAGGCGACGUGGUGUCCCCGCCCCAUGGCGAGCCGUCUUUUCGGCCCAGCACACACAUCUCCGACCUCACUGCUGAGCUGCUCCGGCUUGACAUUCGCGCGGACGCGGGAAUUGACGACAGGGGGUGGACCGAGAGGACGGGGGAGAGGGACCGCGCGAUCAGAGCUGUUCGCGCUGGUGUGCAGCGACGCACUGCGUCCAUGACGCUUGCGAAGGAGGUUAUGGAACCUACUGCUGCCGAGUGGCCCGCUCUCAGCCCGACAUCGAGGACUGUGCCUCUUAAGACGGGGUAUGCUUCUGUUGCUAAGAAGGGGGUUACCACGGCGGCGACGGCAAAGGUUGAGUCGCCGAUGGUUGAGACGACACUCGAGAAACCGCCUUCACGACCAACCUCCCCGACGACCAAGACCGCUGCGAAACCCCCGACACCGCCUCCGCCAGCGACGGCCCAGCACCCCCCCAAGCCGCCGACCGACGAGCCAUCCGACCUGCCCGUCUUCUCGCACAAGAUUCCCAUCAAGGGGCAUUUCACCCGCCCCCCAAACGUGGCCUACACCACCGACCCCGCCGAGGUGGAGGACCUGAUCGGCUGUUUGCGCGGACCGCUGUCCUUAGACCUCGAGUGGCCACCACCAGGGCAAGGCAAGGCGAUCCCGCGCAAGCUGCGGGGCGGGAAGAUAGUCCACAUCCGGCGGCCAGUGUACGACGCCAAGCUGGGGAAGAACGUGUGGCCCGAGGCGCCCGUCUCGGUCGUGCAGAUCGCUGAUGCGAGGCUCGUCAUAGUCUUCCAGAUGCUGCACGACCCCGAGAUCCACGUCCGCGCACGCACCCAGGGCCGCAACCUCACCAUGCCGCACAGUAUGCCCCCUGCGCUGCUCCGUUUGCUCGCGGAUCCAGAACGCGUCAAGUGCGGCGUCAACAUCAAGCAGGACGGGAACAAGCUCUGGCGCGAUUUCGGCGUGCCCACCGCCGGCCUGUUGGAACUAUCCGCCGUCGCGCGACACGUAGACAGUGCCCGAUGGCCCGACAAGGGCCUUAUCUCCCUCGCGCGUCUCGCCGCGGCCUAUCUCGGUGCCGACCUCGACAAAGGCGACGUGCGGACGGGCGACUGGUCCGCCCGCCUCGACGCCGAGCAGGGAGACGGACACGACGCUCUACAUUGGCAACAUGUGUGCGAGCGUGGGAUGUGA
Messenger RNA from Trichosporon asahii var. asahii CBS 2479, 2085 nucleotides. RefSeq lists its product as uncharacterized. The coding region runs from base 1 to 2085 and encodes 694 amino acids. Gene Ontology annotation, biological process: nucleobase-containing compound metabolic process. The record is from RefSeq and is a predicted model, not a curated record. The transcript has 2 exons. Gene Ontology annotation, cellular component: nucleus; cytoplasm. Gene Ontology annotation, molecular function: nucleic acid binding; 3'-5' exonuclease activity. Lineage: Eukaryota; Fungi; Basidiomycota; Tremellomycetes; Trichosporonales; Trichosporonaceae.